Molecule: messenger RNA, 4257 nt
Organism: Arvicanthis niloticus (Nile rat)
Lineage: Eukaryota; Metazoa; Chordata; Mammalia; Rodentia; Muridae
Gene: Gabre
Product: gamma-aminobutyric acid type A receptor subunit epsilon
Biological process (GO): monoatomic ion transmembrane transport
Cellular component (GO): membrane
Molecular function (GO): GABA-A receptor activity; extracellular ligand-gated monoatomic ion channel activity
Source: RefSeq, a predicted model, not a curated record
UGGUCGUGCCAGGCACCGCAGAGAUGUUGCCUAAAGUUCUACUGAUGCUCCUCAACAUGUUCCUGGCCCUCCAGUGGAGGGUUGGACCUCAUAUUAAACUGGAGAAUGAACCCCCUGACCAAGAUAAGGUAGUCUUCGGCCCUCAGCCUCAGCCUGUACCACAGCCUCUGACUUGGCCUGAAUCUCCUGAUGGAGAUGAUGUUGUCUUCGGCCCUGAGCCCCAGCCCCAGCCAGAAUCCCCUGGCCAUGAUGAUGUAGACUUUAGCUCCCAGCCCCAGCCUCUGCCUGAGCCCCAGCCUCUGCCUGAGCCCCAGCCUCAACCAGAGCCUGAGCCGCAGCCGCAGCCGCAGCCACAGCCGCAGCCACAGCCGCAGCCGCAGCCCCUGGCUGGGCGCCAGCCUCUGCCCCAGCCCCUACCUUGGCCCCUGCCACUGCCCCAGCCGGAGCCAGAGCCCCAGCCCCAACCUGAACCCCAGCCUGAGCCCCAGCCAGAACCCCAGCCACAGCCUCAACCUCAGCCUCUGGCUGGGCGCCAGCCUCUGCCCCAGCCUCUGCCUUGGCCCCUGCCACUGCCCCUGCCCGAGCCCCAACCUGAGCCUCAGCCUGAUCCACAACCUGAGCCUCAGCCGGAACCCCAACCUGAACCCCAGCCGGAGCCCCAACCUGAACCCCAGCCUCAGCCCCAGAACCCAGACCAGGUCCAGGCUGGUCGCCAACCCCGGCCCAGACCUCAGCCUGAUCCUCAGCCUGAGCCCCAACCUGAGCCUCAGCCUGAGCCCCAGCCUGAGCCCCAGCCUGAUCCCCAGCCUGAGCCUCAGCCAGAACCUGAGCCGGAACCGCAGCCUCAGCCGGAGCCCCAGCCAGAGCCUGAGCCUGAGCCUGAGCCUGAGCCUGAGCCUGAGCCUGAGCCUGAGCCUGAGCCUGAGCCCCAGCCUGAACCCAAGCCGGAACCCCAGCCGGAGCCAGAGCCUCAGCCAGAGCCCCAGCCUGAGCCCGAGCCUGAGCCCGAGCCCGAGCCCGAGCCCGAGCCUGAGCCUGAGCCUGAGCCUGAGCCCGAGCCCGAGCCCGAGCCUGAGCCUGAGCCCGAGCCCCAGCCUGAGCCUGAGCCCGAGCCCCAGCCUGAGCCGGAGCCAGAGCCAGAGCCCGAGCCCGAGCCCGAUCCCCAGCCUGAGCCCGAGCCAGAGCCCGAGCCCCAGCCUGAGCCCGAGCCCGAGCCCGAGCCCGAGCCCGAGCCCGAGCCUGAGCCUGAGCCCGAGCCCCAGCCUGAGCCCCAGCCUGAGCCUGAGUCAGAGCUGGACCUGGAGCCAGAACCAGAGCCCCAGCCGGAGCCCCAGCCGGAGCCCCAGCCAGAGCCCCAGCCGGAGCCCCAGCCAGAGCCCCAGCCAGAGCCCCAGCCUGAACCUGAGCCAGAGCCAGAGCCAGAACCGGAGAUGGAACCAGAGCCCCAGUCCCAGCUGGAGCCUCAACCUACUGGAAAGAAGCUUCCAGCAAAAGAAACAGAGCUCACCGCUGAUUGCAUGACUGAAGGCCCAGGUGGGAAACUGACAAGAGCUUCUCGAAUCCUUAACACCAUCCUGAACAACUACGACCAUAAACUGAGCCCCAGCAUUGGAGAGAAGCCUACUGUGGUCAGUGUUGAAGUCUUUGUCAACAGCCUUGGGCCUAUUUCCAUCCUGGACAUGGAAUAUUCCAUUGACAUCAUCUUCUACCAAAUCUGGUAUGAUGAGCAUCUUCGUUACAAUGAUACCUUUGAGACCCUUAUUCUGCAUGGCAACGUGGUGAGCCAGUUGUGGAUCCCGGAUACCUUUUUUAGGAAUUCAAAGAGGACCCAAGAGUAUGAUAUCACCAUACCCAACCAGAUGGCUCUCAUCCACAAGGAUGGAAAGGUGUUGUACUCAGUUAGGAUGACCAUUGAUGCAAGAUGCUCACUCCACAUGCUCAAUUUUCCAAUGGAUUCUCACUCUUGCCCUCUGUCUUUCUCUAGCUUUUCCUAUGAUGACCAUGAAAUGAUCUACAAGUGGGAGAAUUUCAAGCUCGAAAUCAAUGCGAAGAACAGUUGGAAGCUAUUAGAGUUUGAUUUUACAGGAGUGAACAACAAAACUGAAAUCAUCUUCACUCCAUUUGGUGACUUCAUGGUCAUGACAUUCUUCUUCAAUGUAAGCAGGCGGUUUGGCUUCAUUGUCUUUCAAAACUAUGUCCCUUCUUCUGUCACCACAAUGCUUUCCUGGGUCUCCUUCUGGAUCAAGAUAGAAGCUGCUGCUGCCAGGGCCUCAGUAGGGGUGAGUUCUGUGCUCACCAUGGCCACGCUGGGCACCUUUUCUCGUAAGAAUUUCCCUCAUGUCUCCUAUCUCACAGCUUUGGACUUCUAUAUUGCAAUUUGUUUCGUCUUGUGCUUCUGUACUCUACUCGAGUUCGCUGUGCUCAACUUCCUGACCUACAAUAAUAUUAAACGACAGGCUUCUCCAAGGCUCUACCAACUUCCAACCAAUAGCCGUGCUAAUGCGCGUACUCGUGCUCGUGCACGAACUCGUGCUCGUGCUCGUGCCCGUGCACGCCAGCAGCAGGAAGUGUUUGUAUGUGAGAUUGUCACUUAUGAGGAAAAUGCUGAAGAGGGGUAUCCGUGGUCUCCAAGAUCAAGAAGACCUCAGUGUCCCUGGAGGCGGUGUGGCAGAAGCUAUGUGUGCUUCAGGGUUCUCAGGAAGUAUUUCUGCAUGGCUCCUGGUUGUGAGGGCAGCAACUGGCAGCAGGGUCGCAUCUGUAUCCAUGUUUAUCGCCUGGAUAACUACUCGCGAGUGCUUUUCCCCAUUACAUUCUUCUCCUUUAAUGUGCUCUACUGGCUGAUCUGCCUUAACUUGUAAGGCUCCAGCCAGUAGCUCGUGGGGCAACAACCUCAGUUCCCCACGAUCCUAAGCCCCUUUGCCAAGGGAGUUGGGAGACAAUAGCAACAGCAGCAAGCCUGAGGAGUUUGUCUCUGCUGGUCCUCCUUCUGUUGGCCCCUUCACUCAGUCUUCUCAACAGCACUUCUCAAGUAACAUUCCACCUCUCUAUUCUUCAAAGAGUAUUCAUGAUGUUCAGUGUGCCCACAUUUGAGCAGAUAAGCUAUCUCUCAGUUGUGUUUACAGCUACUGUUUUUCCCCAGGAGAACAUGGUUCCAUUUGUGGUGCUAAAGGGCCCAGCUCAGGCUCAGCCCCAGGAUUCACAGAGCAACGGUAUAGCAGAAGAAUGGUUCUCAUCCUUAAGUCUUUAAGUCAGACUAUUUGAUUUUUUCCUGCCCUCCCUCUCUUCCUCUAAACACACACACACACACACACACACACACACACUACUAUCUGUAGGAGAGGAGCCAGUAAGUGGGCCGAUUUGGGAAAGUAACCCGUCUCUGCUGCUGUGCCAUCUCCUUCUCCCUGACCCCCUCACCCCCGCUUCCAUCUGCACUACCAAUUCAGUUUCCUUCAUCUAAUGGGUAUCUAUUCUUGUGUGCAAUGUUUGUAAUUUCCCCUGCUUUGUAUGCCUCCUUCUUCCUCUUCCUUGAUCCCUGUGAUUCUUUCUGUAAUUUCCCCAGUGACUUUCCCAGCCCUGAUCCAGGUGCUAGGUGUUGUGUCUCCCAGGGGCCAAGAAACCAAGAGUACUCUGUUGAGCAGCUGUCAUUGACUACCACUGACUGCUGUUCACCCCAGGCAUAGUCUAAUAGUUUGAUUGCUUCCUUGGCCCCUGGACCUAUAAACCAGUCCACUGCCAUUCCAGUCCACUGCCAUUUCUGGGGCACUCACACAAUUUCAACCAAUUGAACUCCCUUAAAUUUGUAUAACAUUUUCCCUUUGGCAAAGUACUUUUGACAAAAACAUUUCUACUUGGAAUCUUGUAUAGCCCUGUGACAUCUUUGGACACAGGUUGUUUUAAUGCAGAUGGCAACCUUGAGACACAGAUUUCUAUGGGACUGUGGAUCAUUCUGGAAGCCAAUCUGGAGCCCCCUGUUAACUGUUAAAGUUCAUGGCAGGGCUAAGCAGCUCUGGUCACCAUGACUCAAUCUUAUUUCUCUUGCUGGCACCCCAGUGGCAAAAGACUAGAGUGACAACCCCCUGCCCCCAGCAUGGGCUUGCUCCAUAACUAGGCCUGAAGUGCUCAGAUUGUUCUACAGGUUGAACUUCUGCCUCUAGUAACCCAGUGAGAUGAAUUUGUAUAUGCCCCAAUGCUUAUAUAUGCUGAACAGAAUCAGUGUUUGUGUAUUAUGGGGAUGGGUGGGAUUGGGAAAUCCAU